Pyricularia grisea is the source of this 1231-nucleotide messenger RNA. RefSeq lists its product as uncharacterized. The record is from RefSeq and is a predicted model, not a curated record. NCBI's taxonomy places the organism in Eukaryota, Fungi, Ascomycota, Sordariomycetes, Magnaporthales, Pyriculariaceae. Gene Ontology annotation, cellular component: plasma membrane; cell cortex; membrane raft. The coding region runs from base 439 to 1203 and encodes 254 amino acids. Gene Ontology annotation, biological process: fungal-type cell wall organization; endocytosis; cortical actin cytoskeleton organization. The transcript is spliced from 4 exons.
GUUGGGUUUGCUGCUUUUUUACUCUCUUUUUUUUUUGUGGCAUCCAAAAGAGAAGCAACAUUUAAUUCGUUGACCAGGUUACACUGGACGUACAUAUCUCUGCGCAUACCACCACGCAUAACAUCGAUAUAAUCUCGAUACUUAAUCUUACAUGUUUUAUUUGUCUAUUUGUCUCAAGGUCACUGAAACCUCGGGUCACCCUGAAACACAGAUUUGCCUGAGCUGAGCCGGUCUGUCUAUCUCUUUCGCAAUCGACUACUGCGACCUGCGAAGAACUUGUUAUUUAUUCCCAAUCUGUAAAAGAAUAAUAGCCGUUUAGAGCUCCCGCUCUCCCAUUCAUAUCCGGUUCGCAAGCAAACACCAAAAGAGGCGAUUUCCUCAGUCCCAUCGCGACUGAGAAUAAAUAUACCUUUCAAGAUUCUGCCUGUACUUGCAGUCAUGGCUCUCGGCCACGCGCCCCUCGGCCUCCUGGGCCUGGUCUUCAUCGCCGGAUCCCUGGUGAUGCUCUUCCUGACCAUCCUGCCCGGCGUGUCGUGGGUCCCACCGCUGCGCGACACCUACUUCCUUCGCGCCGAGACCAUAGGCAUCCGCGGCGCGCGCCCCAUCACGCAGUGGACCUUUUUCUACGUGUGCGGCCUCGAGAACCUCAACUGCGGCUUUCCCCAGGCCGCCAUGGGCAUCGGGUCCGACGCCUGGGCGCCCGGUGGCCUCGGGGCCCCGCGCGAGCUCGUCGGCGAGUACGCCGGCGGCACCACCAGCCACUACUACUGGUACAUGUGGCGGUUCGGAUGGGUCUUUUUCAUCAUUGGGCUCUUCUUCGAGGUCAUUGCCUUCUUUGUCGGCUUUUUGGCCUGUCUGGGGAGGUUAGGCGCUGCCAUGGCGGGGCUCGUCGCCGGGACUGCGCUCUUCUUCAACACCCUUGCCGUGUGCUUGAUGACUGCAACCUUUGUCAAGAUGCGCAACGCCUUCCUCGCCAACCGCAUGCCUGCCCAGAUCGGCGCGCACGGCUUCGGUUUGGCCUGGGGCGCCUGGUUCGCCCUCCUCAUCGCCGUCGGUCUAUUCUUUGCCGGGGUGGCCGCCGGUGGUGGUCGCAAAAAGUCCGACCACGUCCAUUCCACAUCGCGCGGCUCUCGGCGCAACAGGAGCCGUGGUUCCAACCUUGAGAUUGGCAGCAGGAGGAGGGUAAAGGAAGAGUACAACUGAUUUAUUUGUUUAUUUAUUUUGCUUGUCU